Messenger RNA from Triplophysa rosa, 4926 nucleotides. Its product is annotated as podocan-like protein 1. The transcript has 4 exons. The record is from RefSeq and is a predicted model, not a curated record. Lineage: Eukaryota; Metazoa; Chordata; Actinopteri; Cypriniformes; Nemacheilidae. The coding region runs from base 93 to 2222 and encodes 709 amino acids. Gene Ontology annotation, molecular function: protein binding.
CAGUACAACACAAGAAACCAGGAUGUCUCCAGAGAAGGACUUAUACAUUUGAAGGACGCCACAUACUCACCUUGAAAACAAUCCAGCCAAAAAUGAAGGCCCACAUGCUGCUGUUUUGGAUUUUUGCUGUGCCCGCGCACACAAUUGUGCUUCAGCCAAAUCUGAAUGUAUCAGUCCUGCGCUAUGUAUCUGCAGAGAGUGACCUUUUCGGAGAGCUGAGACUUAAUCUGUCAACUUUAAACACGAAAGAGGAGCGGCAAAAUGAGGAAGAGGUCACAGAUAGAUUAACAGCCACUGUUCAAUCUAAGAGCGAUGGAGAUAAGGACAUGAUGAAUAUGAAAAUAGAGGAAACUGGAAGUGAUGUCACGCAAAGACCGAACCUAGACGAACAAGAAACAUCGGAUGCAAUCCACAAGGACAACAAAGCGGAGCAAAUAACAGAUGAACCCUUCCUCUCUGCAUUGAAUACCACAUAUACACAAACAGUGGAGUUCGAGGAACAUCUUGUACCAUUUGCACAAACUGUCAAUCAUUAUACCACUCCCCCUCCCAAGACCACUGCAUCUCAAUCUGCUCUGAAAGAAUCAGUCCAAGCUAUUCCACAACCAUCGUUCCCUUCAAUAUCACAAAAUCCAGCAACUGCUGCAAACACAUCCGUCGUAGCCAAUACUGCAUCCGUAUCCGAAACUACAGCUGCCAUCCCAAAGCAUCAUAUUCCCACCUCAGCUGUUGAUACAUUACUAAUGAAUGCCAGUCACACAAGUGAUGAUGUCAUAGUGGAGCUACAUGUUAUGAACAACUCAAAACUCCACCUGCUGGAGGAGACGAGCAUUAAUUCCACUGCGGUGGCAGCGAGGGCCGGUCCCAUUACUAAAGCUCUGGCUAGUGUUUUAAAGGUCAAACCUAAAAACAAGACCACGGGUACCAAACCCAAAGGCAGUAAAGUGAAGACAAAGCCAAAAACGCUUACAAAGAAAGAAAGAGGAAAGGAGAAUAAAACAAAACCUUUGAGAAAAGGAAAUAAAGUAAGAAAGGCGAAAAAAGGUAAGGCAACGACUGAUUCACAUUUUCCGUAUUUUGAAGAUCACUACUGUCCUCCAGAAUGUUCCUGUUAUGGGAGGGUGGUCCAGUGUUCAGACAAACAUCUGGACAAAAUACCUUAUGGAAUACCGUACCCCUCCCGUUACAUUCUUUUGAUGAACAACCGCAUCGAUAGCGUUCAGUCGAACCUGCUCUCUCUCUACGAAUCCAUGGAGUUCCUGGUGCUCAGCAACAACCAUUUAAUGGAUGCUGCGAUUGAGGGGGCCUUCGAAGGCAUUCAGAGCUUAAAGAGGCUAUACAUAGAGCGUAACCUUCUCCGGAGCGUCCCCACCGACCUGCCCGCUUCUCUGGAGGAGCUACGGAUGGACGGGAACCAGCUGAACAGGUUAUCUGGAGCAGCCAUGAGUCGCUGCCCAAACCUGCUAAUCCUCAGUCUAAGUAACAACAGUCUGGGUAACAACUCGUCCGUCGUCCCUCCAGGAGUGCUUCUUCCGCUGGGUAAACUGCGUACGCUUACUCUUUCCAAUAACUGCCUUACCUCCGCCCCCCUGCAGUUGCCACUCAGUCUCCGAGAACUCUAUCUCCGUGGCAACCUCAUCCAGCGUCUCCAAGGUGAUAUUUUCUGGGGUGAGGCGGAGCUACAGGUGCUGGAUCUAAGUGCAAAUAGACUGACCGACAAAGGACUUGGGAAGGCAUCGCUACUGAAUGCCAGUCGCCUAGAAAGUUUAAAUUUAGAAGGUAACUUAUUGAAACAGGUUCCACGGCAUCUGCCUCGCACCAUCAAAACCCUCAACUUAGAAGGAAACUUCAUCUCGAGCAUUAGCAAGGAUGCAUUUAUCUCACUGCCGCAGUUGGAGCACCUGGGCCUGGCACUAAAUAAGAUCACCAAGGUGGCCGUUGGUGCCUUCAGGGUUCUUCCGCUUCUGCAUCAGUUGGAUGUGAGUCACAACGCCUUGCAGCAGGUACCGCGGCAACUACCGUUGUGGCUUCACUCCCUCACGUUGGCGCACAACAAGAUCCGCACGGUUCCGCGUGAUGCGUUCUGUUGGGGUCGAGGCGACGGGUCACCACUUAGCCGUCUGGUCAGAGUGCAGCUGGAACAUAACAUGAUAGAUUUGGGCCACCUGGACACGCAGGCCUUCCGAUGCCUGAGGGGCUUUCAGUUGGUGCAGUUUUACUGAACUUAUGGCCGGGGUAGAAGCGGAAUUUACAGGGUCCAGUGAAAAAAACGUGUUGGUUUUUAUUUUGUGUCUUGUUUGAAGUUUCAUUUAACCGAGUCAGCAGCGCAUGGUAGAUAGUGUAAUAUGGCUUCUUGAGUUUUAGAGAAGGAUCAUAGUCAGUGCUUAAUUUGUCAAUUCCGAGGUGCCGGAACAAGGGGGCGUGGCAGAUCCGGCAAGUUAUGGGGUGGGGAGAAGUAAUGGAAUAUGCAAUCUCUGAGGGGUUUUCUAUGUAACUGUUUAGAUGUUUUGAAAAUGCGCAUAAAAAGCCUAAUUGGAAACGGACAUGCGCAGAUAACCUCAGAAUUAUCAAAGAAAUUUAAUGAGCUAGACGCAGAUUUUAUCUUGAGUUUGCCUUAAUUCAAAUGUGCGUUAAAGUCCCCGUGAACCGGAAGUUGCGAACGUUUUUGCUUUGGUAUUCUGACACAUUUUAGAGUGAAAAGGAAUUUCAAAGGAGAACAUUAGUGGCCGUUGCUGGUGUUUUUCACUGCGAAUUGAUUGGAUGUGUAAAAACAGCUGUUGCAUUGAUUUUGACGGCCAUGCCGUCUAAUUUAGGUCAUUUGAGAUGUAUAGUCAUUUCAGGGCGGAAGUGCAUUUUCAGAUUUUAACUGAAGAUUAUGAGGCUACAUGAAUUUUAAAAAGAAAAUGACCCACAUUGAUAAUUUAUUUACUAUGCUGCAAUAUUUCAUGAAAAAAUAAGAAUUCUCAUUUUUAAUUUCACUGGGACUUUAAGGUGAUGGAAAUAGUUUAUUGUCAUAAUGAUGGUGUUGUGAAUAUUUGUGCAUGUGAACAAAUAAAACACAGCCCUCAACAUUUGUGUAGAAUUCAGAAGUUUAACGUUAAACCUAAAUUACACCUGCGGGUGCAGGUGGAGGCUGCCGUGUAUAAUGUAUAACGGCAUAUUAGGCAUUUAAUCAUCCGUUAACCGUGUUUCAUCAGUUCUUCUGUGUCUCUUCGCAACAUUUGUCCAACAACACCAACAACUAUCUCUCUCUGAAGUGUCCAUCACGACAUGUCCCCUUCAAUAUAUAAUGCAAAACAUUUUUAUGCGAUGCGUUUAAAUAUACAAGGAAUAUUUGACAAUUAUUAAAAACAGAUUAACAAAACAAAAGGGAAAAAACGGUGACAAUAUGCUGCUGAGUUUGGUUCAGUUUGUGAGGCGUAGCGCUCCACAAAUAAUUUAAAGGAAAGGAGAUGACAGAGCGCAUCUGUAGCCUAAGUUUUCUUUACUUUGCAAAAGCACAGUGUUCUGUUUUUAGUGCAAGUGAAAAGUAGCUAACUUUGCAGUAUUUAAUGACGUACGAUAGUAAUAUCUGUUUGACCAUAAAUCAUCACAGAGUUUUUUUUAAGUUGUUUCUGCCGUUAUAAGUAACAGCUCAAGUGAAUGCUCCAUGCACACAAUAUUCCAGCCUGUUCAUUAUUAAAGUUAUUGCCAUUAUAAUUAUUGUACAUGGUUUUUAAUGAAAUAUAUGCACGCAACAGGUCAGCACGAACGUUUUCCAUUAGCGCUUGAGAGCGGGAUCUGCCAAUUGAGGUGCCGGAUGGGAUUUCGGAGGUGCCGGUGUCGUAUCAAAAUCUGACUCCCCGUGAGAUUAUGACCCCUGUUUUCCCCUACGAAGGUUAGGGAUAGGAUUAGGUGUGGGGGCGGUCUUUAGAGAUAGGGACCAAUCACAAAGCAGCAUUCUAAGUGAAUAAUCCAAUCAGAAGUAGGGGAGUCAAAAUCUCACGGGGAGUCGGCAUUACACCUGUCAGAUCCGGAUCCGGCUUGUGUUGUGCCGAAAACACACUCCCCGCCAGAUUCUGCACCCCCUUCAAUAACACGCUGUCCGAUUGGCUAAUUCUAACCCUUCCCCACACCCAAUCCUAAUCCUAACCCCUCCCCUAACACCUAAUCCUCACCCUAACCAUUGUGGGGAGGGGGGGUGCAUAAUCUGGCAGGGAGUGUGUUUUCGGCACGACACCGGCACAAAUUAAACCCUGAUCAUAGUACAAAAGAAUAAAACUAGUGUUUGUCCACUUAUACUUAACUGUUUUAAAACAUGAUUUAGAGCUGCUGUUUAUUCAUUACAAUAAGGCACAUUUGCGAUCUUUGAAAUGUGACUAGUGAUGGUGAAUUUUCAAAAGUGUAUUGCUUAUUACAAUAAAAUCGGUUCUUAAUGGUCUUCAAUGUUUGAGCCAGACAGUGUUAUGUAUAUCUCCCUAUGUUUACCAAAACAUAGUUCUUCAUGGCUGUAUAGGAUCUUGUGUAUGAUGCAAAGUUGUUUAAAAAUUUUGUUCAAAGUCAUGUUUUUAUGAUUUAAACAAAGAGAUUCGUUUUGACAACUAAGUAAAAUAUAGUCAAUGUGUUUUUCAUUAUCCAUACUGAAAGUGUGUUUUUCUCAAAACUGCUCCUUUUAUUUUUCUUGGUAAAGCUUGGAAGGAUUUUCGCUUUACUGAGGUUUGCUUGCCACAAGUUGCCAGGUUUAAAGUGAAGAAAAACACAUUAUUCAGAAUUUGGCAGAUGUGAGUUGUGAGUUGUAAAGCUCCCUCUCUCUCUCAUGGGAUUGUAUAGUCUUUUCACGCCCAUGACAACCGUUCCAGUGUUUUUUGUUUGUUCUUGGGAAAGCAAUCCUCUGCAAACAAAUAUGUUUGGUUGAAAAUUGUUGAAUGUCUUUUUGUUGAAUUCAAU